Messenger RNA from Neohortaea acidophila, 838 nucleotides. RefSeq lists its product as uncharacterized. NCBI's taxonomy places the organism in Eukaryota, Fungi, Ascomycota, Dothideomycetes, Mycosphaerellales, Teratosphaeriaceae. The record is from RefSeq and is a predicted model, not a curated record. The transcript has a single exon. The coding region runs from base 321 to 776 and encodes 151 amino acids.
GGGUUGCGGUCAAGCUUUGGUCGCGAGGGCGAUGUGCCGGGAGUGGUCCGGCUCAAGUUGUUGGCUUGCAUGCUACUGCCUGAAAAGAGCUAAGGCCGAUGCGAUGGGUUGCAGCGCGCGCCGCGGCCAUUCCUGCGGUACUGGUAAGACUUUGGUCGGAUUGCUCGCGCGCCAAACACCGCCUCUCGGCGCUCGUUGAUUGCAUUGCGCUAGGCAUAGGGCGAAGCGCAAUCUUGCUGGCCUCAAGACAGGCCGACUAGCGGCGCACGCGAGACGUGACCUGAUGUGACCGCCUGUGACAUUGCGGAGCCUAGUUGGGCAUGCGGUGUACCCGUGCGGCGGCCGUGGGCGGCGGAGUUCCGUCGCAGCAGGCUUGGAACAGGCUAUGUAUAGCUCUCAGCCGACCCAUUGGAACCGGUCCAAUCACUGGGCUCACUGCGGGUAAACCCCAUCACUUCAACGACAUUCACUGCUGGAGCAGCGCAGUCGCGGUGAUGCAAUGCACGCUCGUGGUGCGCAGGACCAAACGCAUGUUGCAGGGUGUUGUCGGCGAAGUCAGUCCACCUGUGCGUCAUCCGGCCAGCGGACAACCUGGCAAAUCUGUCAGUCCGUGGAUGGACACACCCACUUUCACGAAUCGGCGGGUGCGAGGCGUCUUCCGCGGGCGCAAAAAAAACCCACCGAACCAAAGGCCAAGCUCAGGGGGGAGGCUUGGCCUUCCUGCAUCCGCACCGGUCGUACAGGUGGGAAUGCACGCUUUGUGGAAGACGUCAUGAGACCGCGGUCAUUUUUUCACGUGGACCGGUCAAUGAUGCAAGGUACGCAUGCUGGAGGGAUG